Molecule: messenger RNA, 4788 nt
Organism: Anthonomus grandis grandis
Lineage: Eukaryota; Metazoa; Arthropoda; Insecta; Coleoptera; Curculionidae
Gene: su(sable)
Product: protein suppressor of sable
Exons: 18
Coding region: 342-4184 (1280 amino acids)
Biological process (GO): negative regulation of DNA-templated transcription
Cellular component (GO): nucleus
Molecular function (GO): metal ion binding; RNA binding
Source: RefSeq, a predicted model, not a curated record
UGGAAGAAAAUCAUUUGUGGUCUCCUCGCCAAAGAGAAUAGUCGGUUAAAAACAUGAAAAUAUGAGUAAUUUUAAAUAUUUAUGUCUGUCCCAUGAGCUGCUCAGGACAGAUAAUAGUGAAUGAGUGACUUUUUCAUGCCAUUUCAUUAACAUAUUCCUGCCUAGUGAAUAUAAUUAGGUCGCAAUGGCGCUCGUAUGUGAUAUACCAAGGGCUCUAAUUAAGGCCAAAACGAGGCUGAUGGCUUUCCCAAAGUUUUCAUACAAUUCGUUUAUAUGAAAACGGCCAAAAUUGCCGAAUUUCAGGCCUUUUUAUAAACAAAAACCUGUCCGUCAUACGUGGCAUGGCGUACACUGUUGCCAAAUUUUUACAUUUAAGUAUGUCUUCUAGCGAACAACCUCCAGAGGCGGAACCCGCCAACCCCGAUGACAUCGAGGACGGCGAAAUUACAGACGAUGAUGACGAAGAAGCUCCUCCAGAAGCGGCCGCCCAACCGGAACCCAAUCCCGCAACGGCCUGCGCUCACCCUACCAUUCCGGUGAUCCGAAGACAUGGAGGAAGCGUUUCCGAUACGGAUAGUAUCGGGGCUUCCAAGGAGCAAGGAGAACUUGGGGGACGGGAAAAGUCUGAUGAUAGGGAACGUGCUGAUGAGAAAGAUAAGUUCUCGGAUGGUAGGGAGCGCGGCAGGCAUAGAGAUAGGAAGAACAAGGAUAUUAAUAGGGGAAAUAGCAAAGAAAAGGGGCAUCGGCAUAUGACAGAGGCGGAAAAAAGUAUAUUGCACUUGAGGAAGAAAGAGAAAAUGCUUAGGGAGAGGGAAAAGUGGGAAAAGCCUUGGAUUAAACCCGAAGAUGAUGAUUUUGCAAAAAAUAUUGAGAAAACACUCGCUAGCAUUCUGAACAAAAAAGAAAAAGAAGUGGCAGCCUUGAGUGCCGGCGAGGAUGCGGUCAAAGAUGAUGAAAAAAGGACAAAAAAGAGGAAAAAGGAAGGCAAAGACAAACGGCCAAAGAACAAACACAGAAGAAUGAUGGAUUCUCCCCGCUCAGAAAUUGACGAAAACGAAAUGCUAAAUAUUAGAAGCGGAUCACCUUCAGGUGCCGAACAGAAAGUUCAAGGACAUCCUCCUGCUGGUUCUUACUUGCCCAUGGAGCACCAGCACCACAGGCGCUCCAGGACGCCAUCCAGAUCUGAUGAUAGUUAUAACUCUGAGUUAAGCUCAGAGGAAAGAGAGGAGAGAGCAAGACGGAGGAUGGGAAAACAGCAAAGAAAGAAAAAAGAAAAGAGACAACGAAGAGACCGAAAGAGGAAUCACCGCGAAGACCCCACAAAAGCUUUACAAGAUUCUCAAGGAGUUUGUGUUUUUUAUUUACAAGGGAAAUGUCAAAAGAAUGAUUGUCCAUACUCCCAUGAAGUCAGUCCACCAAUGAAGUUAGAAUUAUGCAAAUUUUAUUUGAUGGAGUGCUGCGCGAAAGGAGAGAAUUGCUCGUACAUGCAUAGCGAAUUCCCUUGUAAAUUUUACCAUACAGGAUUACCAUGUAUCGCUGGGAAAGAUUGCAAGUUUGCGCAUGGAAAACCUCUCUCUGAUGGUCUAAAACAAAUAUUGUUCAAACACAUCGAGACCGCGCCUCGCGACAUCUUGCAGGGCUUUCCGCGACUCUCUCGCGACGAGGCCCUCAACCUCAUCAAUCAGACACAAAAAAAGCUCAACGAGCAGUACGGCCAUACAUCCACCUCUACCUCUACGGCGGCCGACACCAACACCACUUCUUCGCUUUCUUCUACCGCCUUAACACAUUCUUCGUCUUAUGGGGACCAGGUGGAUCUUUAUGGGGGGCUCGGAAUGUAUAAAGACGCGAGCAACCUGCCAAUUGUCGGCACGUCCAGCAAUGAGAAGGAAAAGGAUGGCGGAUCUAAAGGUACAGGGAUACCGUCUUUGUUUGAUAUUACAGUCCCGGUGCCGAGACAGUUAGAUUUUGAUCUUAAAACUGGCAAAAGAAACAAAAAUUCACGAUGGCAGCAAGAUGAGAACAGUUCAUCCAUGGGAUAUUUAAAUAAAAACAGUUAUCACUACGGAGCUGAUCAAGAUAUGAGAUUUUCUAGCAAUGGAGACAUAGAUAUGAGAACCCUUCCAGCCAUUCCAUCUUCCUCUAUUGUUCAAGAUAAUUCACUUGCAAAUUCUGACUGUCAGAGUGAUCUUACACAAAAAGAUGUUGAUAUUAGGCAGUUCCCUCAAGAUACAGAUAUUAGGAUACCUAAUCCAUUUGGCAGAAAAAUCCCUCCACCUUUACCAAUGGAUGUUGAUAAUCGCAACAUUAUAUAUGACAAUAUGUCCAAAGACCAAUCUCAACUUACAAAUGAAGACGGUUCCGGUUUAGGUGUUGAAUUGCCCCAAACAACUAGGGAUUUAAUAGCGAGGAUAAAUGCUAAUCAGAAGAAUAAUGCGGUAGAUAUGACAAUGAGUGAUUUGCAGAAUCAGCAGUCUCAUAAUGUACAACCAGAUUAUGAGGAACAAAAUAUAAACUGGUACUCUGAUGACGAUGACGAUGACGACAAUCGCCUCACGAUCAAGGUUGAAGAAGAUGACACUAAUAAAAGAGAAAGGGAAGAUAGCAUUUCGGAGAAGGACGUACAAGAACAUUAUAGAACGCCCAGUUCUGCCUUCUCUCCGCCGGAAUUAAACGCCCAAGCAACAGAUAUCGUGGGCAAACUGGGAGACUUGUCGAAAAUCGAUAUUUCAGUCGAAGUGACUAAACUGCUCAGUUCUAUGAGUCAAAACAAGAGUUUUUCUUCGUCUAGCGGUAGCGCCGCUAUUACUUCAAAAUCGGAGGAGAGUUUAAGUCCAAAGGGCGGAUCUAGUCCUAUUGGUUUACCAGUAGACCCGAGAAUAAAUAAACAGGCCAAAGUGGACUCCAGGCCGGACCCACGAUUGAGCGACCCCAGGCAAAGAGGUCGUCAGAAUUCAAUAGAAACUAGAGAAAAGGAGAAGAAGUCUGACAAGAUGAGCAUAUAUGAGCAAGGUGGUAUGGACAUGAAAAAAGCUGCUUUGGAAAUUGAGAAUGAAGAAGUUAGGGGUCGUCCAGAUAUAGACUUAAGGAAUAUGUCUCUUCCAUUCAAAGGGAUGCAAAACUACACCCCCGCCACUGAAAUUGAUGCCAGCAUAAAUUCACAUCCGCCUAUGGUUUGGAAGGUGAAUGAGGUGGAAAUACCUAGACCAGACUAUACUGGACUUAAAUUGAGUAUCAGCGAUGCGGAGAAAACAGGAGAUCCAAGAUUGAGAAAAAUUUUCCGGUUAAGUAUUGACGAGAAAGACAGUCCCGCCUCACCAAAAGCAAGUCCGAAACACAGUUCGGGUGUAAGAAUCGAUCCUAGAUUAAGAAAAAUGGAAGAAAAAAUUGAUCCUAAGGAUUCUCUUACGCAAGGACAGAUGUCCUACAACCAGCAAGUCACUAUGCUUCAGUCUUCGCAGUUCUACCAAAGUUUAACCAGCAAUCAGAAACUGAUGCUUAAUCAGGAGUUGGCGCGGUGCGAUCAAAGCGGAGGUAGCGGCUUACACGAUCCCGUUUUGAACACUUUGUUGACCACUUUGAAUUUAUUACCUUCGGGUGGUUCAGCAAAUCAACCACAGCCCCAAAUGACCGCAAGCUCCCCACUAGGAGCAGCAGGUGCCAUUCUUGCCAACAUUAAUAAAAUGAACCCCUUAAUGAACCCCAAUCAGGCGCUUAUAGGGGGACCGGGACUCCUAGGAGCAGCACCCGGAAUCCCCAACAUCAACUCCAACCUCGGCCCGCCGAUGAACCCCGAUUACCCCAUGAACUUUGACCCACGUGGUGCCCCUGGUAUCUUGGGCAAUCCUCCCGCACCAUUCGGGCAAUUCGGUGGCAUGGAUCAACAAGGUUUCGGUGGUUAUAACGACGAGUAUUAUGGCGGUUUUGACGAGCAACAUGGCAACAUGAUGAACCAAGGGGGACAUCAGCAGGGUGGAAAUAUGGGACACCCGGGACCUAAUUUCCGGCAAGGUGGUAGAGGUUUCAAUAAUAACAGGGAUCAGAGGCGAAGGGGUAACAGAGACGGAAAUUUCAGGGGCGGAAGAGGAAACCAUAGGCAUUUUAAUAAAAGGGGCGGGAGCAGAGACAAACUGGAUAGAAAUGACAGAGAGAGAAGGGGCAAUAGGGGCCACUCGCCUCAGUGAUUUUUACCUUAGAUUAUUGCCUAAUUUGACAUUAACAAUUAAUUUAUUUGCAAUGUGUAAAUAUAAAAAUUGAUAUUGUUUUUUCUUUUGAAUAAAGUGUGUUUGGUUCUACUUAUUUAUCGAUGCCAACUUUUUGACUUUUAGUGUAUAUUAUAUUGGCUACUUUCUCUAUAUUUUGUUGAAAUUAGUUCUGAAUUGUAAUAAACUACCGUUUUGUACUAUUUUAAGCAAUCCAUUAUAUAUGAAUUAUUGUUCUAAUUAUGUGCCAAAAAGACACAAUUCUAUUGGUUGUAUAUAGUGCAGGAUGGUUUCGUGUUUUAACCUAAGGAUAAUUAAUCGCAACUUAUGUAUAUAAACUUAUAUUAUGAUUAAAUCCCUUUAUACGAGUAUGUAUAUUGUAUAAUAUAAAUAUGUAUAUAAAAUUGUAUAUACAUUGUAAUUUUGGACUGAAAUCUCUACUAUUAAAGGUAGUUUCAUCAUGUUAAUAACAAAAAUAUUAUUUAUAUUUUGUCUUAUACCACGGAGUUGUAAAUUUUAUUUUUUUUGGUAUAAAGCGGAGUUUGUAUUUGGUUUGUAUAAAAUAUAUGAAAAAUUAAGGAAUAUA